UCCUCCUCUUCCUUUGCAGUGCACAAGCUCAUCACCUACUCCUUCCACCACAGGACAGUGACCCAGCUACUUCUCAGCAUUGGGGUUCUUGUGCCUCUCUGUGGUGGCAUUGAGAAGAGUUUGGGGACAGUUCGGUUCCUCCUCAUUUUUCUGUUGCUUUCUAUCAGCACGGGGGUGUUGUACACCACGCUGGGGCUUCUACUGUUUGGCACAUCGGCCCAGAACCUGGUGGAGGGGUUAGUUCCUGUAUCCCUCUCUGUUAUGAGUAUGGCCACAGUACACUCUCGUAUGGUUAAGGGCUUUCUUUUUGGGGUCAGUGUUCCCAUGUUAGCCCUUCCCUGGCUGUUUCUGCUCAUCGUAACCAUUUUGGUUCCAAACACUGUCUUCCUCUGCAAUGUCGUCGCCAUCAUCGCAGGGGGGGUUUACGGAAAGGGCUGUCUCUCACGGCUAGACCUAUCUGACACCAUUGGAACAAUCCUGGACAGGAAGUUGCCUUUCAGACUGCUGAAGAACAUUGGUUUCCUGUAUGUCCCUGCAUCCACUGUGGAGAGAAGGAGAACGGUCCAUCCACCAAUCAUUCCAACCCCAGGCUCCUAUCCGGUCCAAGCCUACGCCCCAGUGUCCUCUACCACCAGCUUACAAGCUACUGAGCACACACCAAAGACCUAUGAAGGCUGGGCACACUCCUACUACACACAGCGGAGCCCUGUUCAUCUCUCAGAUAUUUAUGGACACAACCACGGAUAUGGCUUUAAGCAGAGUUUUUGGCCCAUUCAGGGACAUAGUAACGAACAUGGACACGGCUGCAGCCACAGUCAGGGACAUAGUAACGAACAUGGACACGGCUGCAGCCACAGUCAGGGACAUAGUAACGAACAUGGACACGGCUGCAGCCACAGUCAGGGACAUAGUAACGAACAUGGACACGGCUGCAGCCACAGUCAGGGACAUAGUAACGAACAUGGACACGGCUGCAGCCACAGUCAGGGACAUAGUAACGAACAUGGACACGGCUGCAGCCACAGUCAGGGACAUAGUAACGAACAUGGACACGGCUGCAGCCACAGUCAGGGACAUUGUCAUGAACACAGUGUCAACCAUGGACACAGUAAUAGCCAAACAUCUGCUUCAGAAACCAGCAGAUACUGUGCUCCAACAUUUACAGACACUGGGCUCCAACCUUCUCAACAUAUCCACAUUGGUCCAAUGUCUUUCAAUGCACUAUAAAGUUUCACAGUAACCUUG
Molecule: messenger RNA, 1245 nt
Organism: Esox lucius (northern pike)
Lineage: Eukaryota; Metazoa; Chordata; Actinopteri; Esociformes; Esocidae
Gene: rhbdd2
Product: rhomboid domain containing 2
Exons: 3
Cellular component (GO): membrane
Molecular function (GO): serine-type endopeptidase activity
Source: RefSeq, a predicted model, not a curated record